Molecule: messenger RNA, 1498 nt
Organism: Arachis duranensis
Lineage: Eukaryota; Viridiplantae; Streptophyta; Magnoliopsida; Fabales; Fabaceae
Product: probable aspartic proteinase GIP2
Exons: 1
Coding region: 118-1407 (429 amino acids)
Biological process (GO): proteolysis
Molecular function (GO): aspartic-type endopeptidase activity
Source: RefSeq, a predicted model, not a curated record
UAUGAUAAUGAUCAAUCAUCAGGAUAUGAUCCACACAAAAACAUGGUGCUCCAUUUAUAAAAGGGUAACUCAGUUAAGUUAACAACACAUCAAACACCAUUGCCUUCAUCUAUCACAAUGGCUACUACAACUUUUGCUAUCAACUUCUUCAUCCUAUCAAUAAUCUCUCUUUUCUCAGUUCCAUGCUUAUUAUCAGCAUCACCACCACAUUCUCCCUAUCUCCUUCCAAUCAAGAAAGACCCUUCAACUAACCUCUUCUACACCACACUUGCCAUAGGAACACCAUCCAAGAGCUUCAAUCUAGCCAUUGAUCUUGCAGGGGAAAACCUCUGGUAUGACUGUGACAAGAACUACAAUUCAUCAUCCUACAGCCCUAUCAGCUGCAACUCAAAAUCAUGCCCUGAAGAUGCAAUCGGCUGCAUUAGCUGCACCAGCGGUCCCUUCAAACCGGGCUGCACAAACAACACUUGUGGUGCCUCUGCAAUCAACCAAUAUGCAAAGUUCAUCUUCAGUGCUGGUUUUGGUGAGGAUAUCAUAGUCAUUUCUCAAAUGGAAGUUCAUGGCUUGAUUUCGGCCUGCAUUGAAGCCGAAGGAUUCACUUCCGGUUCCCCUCUAGAAGGUUUACCUAAGAGCACUAAAGGGAUCUUAGGCCUUUCAAGAUCACAACUUGCAUUACCAAAUCAACUUGCAUUGGAAAACAAGAUUCAACCCAAGUUUUCUCUCUGCUUACCUUCUUCAAACAAGUUAGGAUACACCAAUUUAAUGGUUGAAUCCAUUGAUGGGUCAGUGUCCAAAUUUGUUCAAACCACACCAUUGAUCAUCAACCCUGAUUCCACUGGUGUUGUUUCUGUCAAGGGCGUACCCUCUAAGGAAUACUUCAUUGAUCUCAAAUCAGUUAAGAUUGAUGGCAAUGUUGUGAACAUCAAGCCUUCACAGUUGUCCAUUGACAAAAAGGGAAAUGGUGGCACCAAAAUCAGCACAAUGAGUCCUUUUACCGAGCUACAAAGCUCUGUGUAUAAGCCUUUCCUUCGAGAUUUUGUUAAUAAGGCUUUGGAUAGAAAGAUGAAGAGAGUUGCUUCAGUUGCACCAUUUGAGGCAUGCUUUGAUUCUAGAACUAUUAAGAAAUCUGUCACUGGAUUUGUUGUUCCUACCAUUGAUCUUGUGUUACAAGGGGGAGUGCAAUGGAGAAUUCAUGGUGCAAAUUCAAUGGUAAUGGCAAAGGAGAAUGUGGCAUGUCUUGCAUUUGUUGAUGGAGGGACAGAACCAAGAAUGUCGUUUGUGAAAGCAUCAAUUGUCAUUGGAGGGUAUCAGUUGGUUGAUAAUCUUUUAGUCUUUGAUUUGGAUUCAUCAAAAUUAAGCUUCAGUUCCUCACUUUUGCUCCAUAAUGCAAGUUGCUUCCACUUAUGAUAUAUGGCAUUUGAAUUACUCUUAUGCUGAAUGGAAACAAUAUAUUGUAUGCUGUUUAUCUCCUUGAUUAUGCAUGUUUUCUUGGUAUCUG